Messenger RNA from Rhea pennata, 1140 nucleotides. RefSeq names its product circadian associated repressor of transcription (gene CIART). Gene Ontology annotation, cellular component: nucleus. The coding region runs from base 110 to 1060 and encodes 316 amino acids. The record is from RefSeq and is a predicted model, not a curated record. Gene Ontology annotation, biological process: circadian regulation of gene expression; negative regulation of DNA-templated transcription. NCBI's taxonomy places the organism in Eukaryota, Metazoa, Chordata, Aves, Rheiformes, Rheidae. Gene Ontology annotation, molecular function: RNA polymerase II cis-regulatory region sequence-specific DNA binding. The transcript is spliced from 5 exons.
ACCGGCCCGGGACCGGGACUGGGGCCGGGGCCGCGGCGCGCUGGGGCCGGAGCGGCGCCGGGCGGAGCCGGCACAGAGCCGGAGCGCAGCGGCAGCAGCAGCAGCGCCCAUGGAGCCCCCGGCCGGCGGCUCCUCCGGCGGCUCACCCUGCUCGGCCGGCAGCGACGACGACCUCGGCGUCUUCCUCCCCGCCGGUGCCCCGGCAGCCCGGAGACCCCGCCGGGCCGGCCCGCCGCCGCCUGCCCGCCGCCGUCGGCCCACCGGCCCGCGAGCCCACGCCGAGAAGAGCCGGAAGCACGUGCCGGAGAGGGGCUGCCCCGAAUGCACCGCGUGUCCGGUGGUGGCGAUCGGGGCCAAGCGGCAGCGGAGCGGCGACGCGGAGCCCAGCGGCGGCCUGAACCCCCCUCUGAAUCUGACCGACGGUGACCGGCUUUUUGCCCAAAAAUGCCGCGAGCUGCAGGGUUUCAUCCGGCCCCUGGCGGAGCUGCUCAACGGGCUCAGGACGGGGCGCUACGAGAAAGGGCUCAGCACCUUCCAGCAGAGCGUCGCCAUGGACAGGAUCCAGCGGAUCAUCGGCGUCCUGCAGAAGCCCGACAUGGGCGAGCGCUACCUAGGCACGCUGCUGCAGGUGGAGAUGAUGCUGAAGCUCUGGUUCCCCCACGUCGCCCCCAAAACCGCCGCGCCGGAGAGGUCGUGGCGGCGCGGUGACGCCCGGGAGGUCUCGUCCUCGUCGUCGUCGUCGUCCUCGUCGUCGUCCCCGUCCGCCGCCGUCCGUCCCGGCAUGAGCGUCACCUGGGUGCACGCGGUGCCCAUCUGCACCCUGCCGCUGCCGGGAGCUGCCGGCCCGGACCCCCGUGCUGCCGCCACCGCCGUCCUCUUCCUCCCGGCCCGCGCCGCCUCCGCCGGCCCCCGCCGCAGCGCCGGCGCCCCUGAGCCGCCCCGCUGCCGCAGCCUGCCCGGGCACCUCGGGGCCGCCCGGCCGGCGCCCUACGGACACGCCACCCCCCCGCCCGCCGGGGACGGCCGGACUGUGGAGCCCGCCGCGCCACCAGACGCGUGACCGCGCCGCCCGAACGCGCGGGUUGGCCUGUUUGCUCCUUCAUUUUUUUUUUCUCGGUUUAAUUAUUAUUGCCUUCUUUC